AUGGCGGCGGGGAGUCAAAUGCAUAACAUGACAACCCUCAUCAAGAGGCUUGAGGCAGCAACCUCUCGCCUUGAGGAUAUGGCAAUGUCGUUCGAGGGCGCAAGCCCCUCGAGCCACACGAGCCUUGCAACUCCUGUGCAGCCACCAGCCCUAGAGCCUCCCAAACAGGCCCCUUCACCGCCAGCGCCAACACCUGAACCGGAUCCACAACAAAUCGAGGACUUUGAUGCGCUCAUCAAAAGCGAUGUCCAGGCAUUUGUUGACCUUGGAAAGGAAAUUGGCGGCCUAGUCGGAGAACAGUCCGAGGCAGUUCUUCAAGCAUUCCAGGCAGAGCGUACCUUUAUUCUCGUCACCACCAAGGCAAAAAAACCAGACCCAUUCAACCCAGAACUCAUGACCGAGCUCCACAAAGCAUCCGAUACGAUCAACAAUAUCCGCGAGUCUAACCGGGUUUCACCGUAUUUCAACCAUUUGAGCGCCGUUGCCGAAGGCAUUGUUGCGCUGGGCUGGUUUUUCGAGAUGAAACCCGCAACCUUUGUCAACGACAUGUUAGGCGGAAUUCAAUACUAUGGAAACAAGGUUUUGAAAGAGUACAAAGAAAAAGAUCCACAACAUGUCCAGUACAUACAAGCAUAUUACAAGGUUUUCCGGUCACUUGCCUCGUUCUUGAAUAACCACUAUCAAAGAGGCCUGACCUGGAACAACCAGAGCGACAUCUCUGCUCUGGAUGCAUUGAAACAGAUUCAAUCAGGUGCAUCUCAAUCAGCGGUUGCUCCCGCACCGGCUGCCGGUGCACCACCGCCGCCGCCUCCACCUCCACCGCCUCCACCACCGCCAGCUGAUUUAGGUGCCCCUUCCUCUGGCGCAAAAGAAGGAGGGGACAUGUCUGCAGUGUUUGCUGAAUUGAACCAGGGUGAUGCCAUCACAUCGGGUCUCCGCAAGGUAGACAAAUCUCAGAUGACACACAAGAACCCCAGUCUUCGAGCAAGCUCUACAGUUCCAGAGCGAUCCGACUCCCAAAGUAGUCUCGGAUCGCCUAUCAGUAGGGCUAAAUCACCUGCACCGGGCAAGAAGCCCAAGCCCGAGAGCAUGCGUGCCAAGAAACCUCCCCGAAAGGAUCUGGAGGGCAGCAAAUGGUAUAUUGAGCACUUCGACAACGCCUCUGAUAUAAUCGAAAUACCCGCGCAACAGAACCAAUCUAUUCUCAUCUCCCGCUGCAACAAGGCAAUCGUCAAAGUGACUGGAAAAGCAAACGCGAUCUCGAUCGAUAACUGCACUGGACUCUCAAUCAUCGUCGAGUCCCUGGUCAGCAGUUUGGAGGUGAUCAAAUCCGCAAAGUUUGCGCUGGAAGUCGGUGGCGUUGUCCCGACUUUACUUCUGGAUCAGGUAGAUGGCGCAACCGUCUAUCUUUCACCGGAAAGUAUCAAUCUGGAGGUCUUUAGCAGUAAGACAAUGGGUGUCAACAUCUUGCUACCGCCGAAGGACGAAGGGGACGACACCAUUGAAUGCCCAGUUCCAGAACAGAUCAAGAGCUAUGUCAAGGACGGCGUGCUUGUCAAUGAGAUUGUUGAACAUGCUGGUUAG
Molecule: messenger RNA, 1584 nt
Organism: Talaromyces atroroseus
Lineage: Eukaryota; Fungi; Ascomycota; Eurotiomycetes; Eurotiales; Trichocomaceae
Exons: 4
Coding region: 1-1584 (527 amino acids)
Biological process (GO): cytoskeleton organization; regulation of adenylate cyclase activity
Cellular component (GO): cytoplasm
Molecular function (GO): actin binding; adenylate cyclase binding
Source: RefSeq, a predicted model, not a curated record